Molecule: messenger RNA, 1119 nt
Organism: Wyeomyia smithii (pitcher-plant mosquito)
Lineage: Eukaryota; Metazoa; Arthropoda; Insecta; Diptera; Culicidae
Exons: 1
Coding region: 1-1119 (372 amino acids)
Source: RefSeq, a predicted model, not a curated record
AUGGAAGCUAGAGACAACAUUGUCGUCAUAGGUGACCUAAAUCUCAGCACGAUAUCAUGGCUCCACAGUAGUAACAACUUCCGAUUCCCCGAUUAUUCUCGUUCUUCGAUCAGACCAGCAUCGUUUGCCCUACUCGAUGCGUAUUCUACUGCCAGGCUCCGGCAAGUGAAUGGUGUUUUGAAUACUAACAACCGUUUGCUCGAUUUGUGCUUCAUCAGUAAGGAUUUGGGGCAAAACUGUUCCCUUCUACGAGCUCCUGCGCCGCUUGUAAAAUUUUGCAGACAUCAUCCACCUCUACUACUGACGCUGGAACUGCAUCCUGGGCAUCGCUUUAAAGAAAUCGCCGAAACUAAUCACUACGAUUUUAAUAGAGUAAAUUUUGUUGGAAUGAACAACUUCCCAGCUGGCGUUGAUUGGAAUACUUCGCUCGCCUGUGACGAUGCUAGCUCCGUAGCUUCGACGGUGUGUAAUGUUUUGCUUUACGCCAUUGACCAGUUUGUGUCUAAAAAACGCCACCGUAAACCAGCCAAUCCAAUCUGGUCCAAUUCAGUUUUGAAACACUUGAAGAGAAUAAAAAGAGCGGCCCUGAGGAAAUUCAGUAAACAUCGAACUGAUGCUGCGAAAGCUGAAAACUUACGCGCCAACGCCGCUUACAAGCGCCUCAAUGCCACUUUAUAUAAAAACUACCAGUGUGAUCUGCAGAAUCGUCCCAAAUCGAAUCCCAAAAAGUUCUGGAGCUAUGUAAACAAACAACGCAAAGAAUCUGGUUUGCCGUCUAACAUAACUAAUGGGACCAUUGAAGUGGACACUGUCGAAAGUAUUGCCGAAUUGUUUCGCACCAAAUUCUGCAGUGUAUUCUCUGAGGAAAAUCUAAAUGCUCAGGAUGUCGCAAAUGCCACGAGUAAUAUACAGACUAUGCGAUUAUUCGGCUCUUCGUUCACUAUUAAUAGAGACAUGGUGAUUGAAGCCGGGAAUCAAUUGAAAACAUCAAUAGGAUCUGGCCCUGAUGGUAUUCCCUCGUUAAUCCUCAAACGAUGUUUGAAAUUUCUUGCUGCACCUUUGGCCAUGUUUUUCAACCUAUCCUUAACGACGGGCGUUUUCCCCGAAUGCAUUCACUAG